Messenger RNA from Suillus subalutaceus, 933 nucleotides. RefSeq lists its product as uncharacterized. The transcript has 4 exons. Lineage: Eukaryota; Fungi; Basidiomycota; Agaricomycetes; Boletales; Suillaceae. Bases 311 to 844 code for a protein of 177 amino acids. The record is from RefSeq and is a predicted model, not a curated record.
GUGGCAGCUCAGGGAGUGGGGGCAAGACCUCAAAGGUACCAAUCACGGGUAGCUCCGCCAGCGGCAAGAGCACCGCAAUUGCGUACGGAUAUGGAGGUGGGAAACCCCAGACGAUUCCCACUGGACAGCUUUUUGGUGGACGCACUGCUGGAGGAGCCACAAGAGCACAGAUAUACGGUACAAGGACGUAUGGCAGCGGAUAUCCUGGAUACUCUGGCUAUGGUGUCGCAGGGCGAGGAUUUCCGUUUUGGUUCUGGCCGGUUGUUUGGGGAGGAUCUACAAAUCAGUACCUCCACGAUUCUGAAGUAACAUGUUUGCCUCCUCACACCAGAAGUUGACUGACAUUACCCUUCUACAGUACGGCAAUUCUUUCAACACCAGUAGGCUCGGUGGACCGAUGGCAGAGGCCAACUUCAUUUCGAAUAAGACGGGUUCUACUUUUCAUUUACUAUCUGACAACAGCACCAUCGGCUCUUUGAUCGAUUCUGUCAACACCAAUUGCUCGUCGAAUUUGUCAUCCUCGAGUUCAAAAUCACCAUCGCCAUAUAAUUCAUCCACUCCAGGAGGCCCUCAGCCGGAACAAGCUAUACAAUACUACCGCUCUUCCAGCGUCGUGCUAACUUUGGAUGGCUACAAUAACACCGCUACGUUCAACAGCAAUCCGAAUACCACGGACUCGCCGUUGCCUUCUGGGGUCGACAUGUCUCUUUUAAAUUGCUUGAACUACACCAUUGGGCAAGCCGCUCCGUUAAUCGAUAGUGCCAGCUCACGGUACAUCUCACCACCACGCCUUGGCUUUGCUACGCUCGUUUGGUUCUUUUGGUUUUUGGCGCACUACGUCUAAUCCCUCAAGUUCUAGAUCCGUUCAGAUGAUCCUGUUCGUUCCACGUUGUUUAUUGAUAACUUAUCUUUUAGUAUAUUCAAUCAUGAUGC